AUGGUUCCUAUCCGCGUGCACACUGUUCUCGUUUCCACCCAACACGAUGAGACUGUCACCAACGAUGAGAUCGCCGCAGACCUCAAGGAGCAUGUCAUCGAGCCGGUCAUCCCCGAGCAGUACCUGGACGAGAAGCCCAUCUUCCACCUCAACCCAUCUGGCCGUUUCGCGGUCUUUGUUGACACCUACGGCACCGGCAAGAUCCGUGACAAGGAGAUCCUGGAGAUUGUCAAGGAGAACUUUGACUUCAGGCCGGGGAUGAUCACCAGUAACCUUGACCUGAAGAGAGGUGGCAACGGCAGGUUCCGCAAGACAGCAGCAGCCUAUGGUCACUUCGGCAGGGAUGACCCAGACUUCACCUGGGAGGUGGUGAAGCCUCUCAAAUGGGAGAAGACAGCUGCUUAA
Musa acuminata subsp. malaccensis (wild Malaysian banana) is the source of this 405-nucleotide messenger RNA. NCBI's taxonomy places the organism in Eukaryota, Viridiplantae, Streptophyta, Magnoliopsida, Zingiberales, Musaceae. The record is from RefSeq and is a predicted model, not a curated record.